CCAUGGAGGGCGGUGCCUUCAUCCUGGUCCUCGCCCUCGCCGUGGCCCCGGCAGAGAGUGUUGUUCCUGCAGAGAGGAAGUGCCAGCUCAGCGGACUGUGGACGAAUGACCAGGACUCACAGAUGGAGAUUUCAGUGUUGAGGGACAACGGGGACUUCCAUGGACAAUACCUCACACGAGUCACCCUCUCCGGGGGCUGUGCCCGAGUCUCCCCGCUGAGGGGUGCCCAGCAGCAGCUUGGAGGGGAGGGCUGGCCCACCUUUGCCUUCACUGUGCUCUGGGACAAGUUCUCCAAUGCCACCACCGCCUUCGUGGGGCAAUGCUUUGUGGAUGCAGGCGGAAAGGAGAUGCUGAGCACCACGUGGCUGCUGCGCGAAGCUGUCGGGUCCCUUGAGGAGGACUGGAAAGCCACGAGAGUGGGCAGAAAUGUCUUCACACGCAAACACACCCCAAAAGGAAAGAUCCUGCCGAAUUCGUCCCCUCUCUGUGAGGCUGUGUCUUUACCAGGCCCAUGA
Melospiza melodia melodia is the source of this 515-nucleotide messenger RNA. Its product is annotated as avidin-like. The transcript has 4 exons. The record is from RefSeq and is a predicted model, not a curated record. Gene Ontology annotation, molecular function: biotin binding. Bases 3 to 515 code for a protein of 170 amino acids. NCBI's taxonomy places the organism in Eukaryota, Metazoa, Chordata, Aves, Passeriformes, Passerellidae.